GCCACAGCCGUGGUGAGCAGCGCUACUGACAGCGACAGUAACAGCGGCGGCGAGGGCGAAGGCGACGGGCACGGCGGCGGGCGACAUUGCACAGAAGCACCUCAAAGUCCAAGGAUAGAAACAGCGGACAGCGGACCGAAGGACGUGGGCCUUGUAAAUGACAUGUUCCGGUACGUGCCCCGCGUUGUGGCGCGAAUUUCAUUCAUGGUUAUUGUUGGGUCGGCGGUCGCUGCUGCAGCAGCUAGUCGCAGACACUGCCGCAAGGGCGGUCCCGGGCGACAUCUGAGUGGCUGGUCAACGGGCUACUGGGUGCACGUCGAAGUCAUUGUCACACAUUUUCAUCAGUGA
Colletotrichum orchidophilum is the source of this 348-nucleotide messenger RNA. RefSeq lists its product as uncharacterized. The annotation marks the transcript as partial. NCBI's taxonomy places the organism in Eukaryota, Fungi, Ascomycota, Sordariomycetes, Glomerellales, Glomerellaceae. The transcript is spliced from 2 exons. The record is from RefSeq and is a predicted model, not a curated record.